AUGUCUAAGAGCAUUGAUCUACUUGUACAAGACUGCAUCAUUGGGUUUGAAGACCUAUAUGUACAACUGGAAAAUCCGGAUAACCAUUAUAUUUACAAACCCGAAGAACUCGUCAAAUUCAACGACGGGCGUAGUCGAUUCGCUCGAUGGUCGAGAAAUGCUGGAGCAGGCUCACUUGAAAGAAAACUACAGAACAACGGGCGUGUCAAAGAGCAAGCCAUCCGGCUUCUGAGCCAUAUACAGAGAUUACUCGAAGAUGCCCACGCAAUCACAGUCGGUUGUCGGGAACCUUGGGAUCAGAUCAGCGACGAGGACGAGGAGAACCCCCAAUCAAAAGACGAGAGGGAACCACUAAUCAGCUUCCCUGAAACAGAGAUAGAGCAGGUUCUGGCCCAUAUAGCCGAUGCUAUUGACAAUCUCUCAUAUCUGGGUUCGGCAUUGAGAGAAACAAUCGCUGAUGACAGAACAAAGAACGAAACCUCGCAUUAUGAGCCCUUCGAUAUUCAGCACGUUCGCUCGAAGUACCCUGUGGUCGACGAGGUCAUAGCAGAACGCCUUGGGAAAGCCAUCUCAGCCAGGCGACAACUCUUUCGGGGACAACAAUCGGCAGCGGCAGAGCUGGGCUCCCACCCUGAAGAAGGCCGACUAGCAGGUGAACCAACACUCAAGGGCCUUACCAACCAAUUUACUUUAGUAGCCUUGACCGACCAAGGAAGCGAGCACCAGGAGGAUUUUGAUGAGGCCUCAUCUGAAACGUCAUACAUAGCUUCUGACGAUCUAAAAGCUCGUCAAAUUCCUCCUCUCCCACAAAGAGCACGCGAGGGAGAGCUAUUUCGAUGCCACCUGUGCCAUAAGAUGGUCAGAGGGCUGUCAGCAACGGCUUGGAAAAAACACGUGUAUAGUGAUCUCCGACCUUAUCUUUGCCUGGAACAAGACUGUUCUAUGCCUCAACAUCGAUAUGCUCGCCGAAAGGACUGGAUCAGCCACGUUCUUCAGGAACAUUGGAAAAUCUAUACUUGCUGUUUGGGAUGCAACCUGCGAUUUGCCUCGAGAAACGAAUGCAGAGAACAUCUUGCGCAAAACCACGCAAACGCUACAAACCCUUCUGAAAUUGAAGAGCUUGUCUGGCUCAGUACCAUGAACAAGACAGAGAUUCCCGAUAAAACAGCAUGCCCUCUGUGCAAGAAGCGUCUGAGGAGCACGGAAAUAUAUCAAAGUCACAUUGGAAAACAUCAGAAACAACUGGCACUCUUUGCAAUUCCCCGCGGCCUUAUCACGGCACACGAAACGCCAUUACAGCACAAUACAAAUGCAGGAAUACAUGGGUUGGACCCUGCAUUCCGCGAAGCUGGAACAUCCCAAAAUGUGGACGUUAUUUCGCUGGACAAAGACCAGAAAGAGAGAACGGCACAAGCUGCUUCAGAGCUCGACGAAAAAUCCGGUACAUCCAUGAGAACGACCGACUACUUUUCGAUAGGAAAGGAGGCUGAUUUAGGAGGGCGAACUCAAUCAGAAUUGGGUAGCUUUGCUGGUAGUAGCAGUAACCCAGGACGACAGAGAGGCGUACCGAGGCAGUGGCAGUGCUGUAACUGUGACUGUGGAUGGAUGAGCUUGGCACUUGAACCGUCUUGUCCAUCCUGCCAAAUACCGCGUUGCAAUAGCUGCAUGUAUGCCUAA
Molecule: messenger RNA, 1677 nt
Organism: Fusarium proliferatum ET1
Lineage: Eukaryota; Fungi; Ascomycota; Sordariomycetes; Hypocreales; Nectriaceae
Exons: 2
Coding region: 1-1677 (558 amino acids)
Source: RefSeq, a predicted model, not a curated record